AUGGCAGGCAAGGAGGCGGGCGUAACUAUGGAUUCUUGUGAGGGCUCUGAUGAUUAUAUAACUCAAAGCAAGAUUGUUCCUGCAAAAUCUGUUGCAUUGGUUGAUGGCAAGACUGAGCCUGCUGGAGAGGAGCCUGAUGGUUGGUUGAAAGAAUACAGACCUAGAAAGAACCGAUAUGGAUCUAGAGUCAAGGGUGACAUGUUCUAUAUUGAUCCAAUCAAUGGAUAUGAAUUUCGCUCUCUCAAGGAUGUGCACCGUUAUCUUGAAUCUGGAGACAUCAGUCAAUGUGUUAGAUUGCCAAACAAGAGAAAAAUUGGGGACCUGCAUACUGAAGGGGACCAAUCUCAUCAUACAGGAAAACUAUCGGAUCAUACACAACUGGAUACUGCUGAUGAGUCUAAUCGAUAUGAUCUACCGAAAGGUACCAAUGCACUGGGAGAUGCUGUGCUAAAUCCAGAAAGUGGAGAGAAUGCUGAAAAUAUUACAUUGUCUAAGCCUGAUGAUAUAAACUCAAUCCAAAGGGAAGCUGAUCAGGUUGAAGCUUCAGAAGGUAAGAACAUCCAAUCAGGCUCCGUAGAAGAGACUCCAGGGGAAGCUAAUUUUGUCACUAGGAAAGGAGCAAAUGUAAAGGAGAAACCAAAGGAAAAGAAGUACAAAACUAAACCUGUCAAAGGGAUUGCUGUACCUCUGAGAUCAUCACCUCGUUUAGCUGCACUGAAGAUUAGCCAGGAAGCAAAUAACGUACCCAAAGAUGGACAUAGCGGCACACAGACAGACAUAACUAAUGAGCCACAACCAAAUCCAAUCCAAAAACCUAGGCGAAAGACGAAUUCUUCUGUACUUCCUGAGAGGAAAGAUGGAGAAUCUACCAGGAGUUCAGCAGAAAACCUUCCUUCAGUUCCCAAUCAAAUACAGGGAGCAUCCUUCCCACACUCUUCAGGAGAUGCUGGAUGCCAGAAUGCACCAGCUGAGGCUCCUGUUCUGCGACAACAGGCAGGACAAGGUGAAACAUCUGAUGGUUUGCCUGGAUCUGCCCUGUCGUCGCUAUUUCAACAUGUCUGGUCAGACCCAUGCCUUGUGUUUGCGUUCAGGACUCUCCUGGGUGAUAUUCCUGUUCUUGAUGACGCUCGAGCAUAUCGAUCUUCAGCUUACGAUGGUAAUAGAGAUUACUACCUUCCACCACAGAACAUGAAUAAAAACACUGCAGCCAACUGGUCUGCUUCGGCUUAUGAUGGUAACAGAAACCACGCGCAAGUCAAUCAUGUUAUGCCAAGGUCAUCAGAUAAGUUCUACGGUAGUGGUUGGUUCCCUCCCCAGUGA
Molecule: messenger RNA, 1320 nt
Organism: Miscanthus lutarioriparius
Lineage: Eukaryota; Viridiplantae; Streptophyta; Magnoliopsida; Poales; Poaceae
Source: the annotation of a GenBank genome assembly